Messenger RNA from Sugiyamaella lignohabitans, 1110 nucleotides. It is a transcript of the gene RAD17, whose product is annotated as Rad17p. Gene Ontology annotation, biological process: DNA repair; DNA damage checkpoint signaling. The transcript has a single exon. The coding region runs from base 1 to 1110 and encodes 369 amino acids. Gene Ontology annotation, cellular component: checkpoint clamp complex. The record is from RefSeq and is a predicted model, not a curated record. NCBI's taxonomy places the organism in Eukaryota, Fungi, Ascomycota, Dipodascomycetes, Dipodascales, Trichomonascaceae.
AUGGAUGUCCUUUUUACCGCCACAACAACUCAUGUCCAUCAUAUUUAUCGUGUACUGAAAGCUAUCAGUGUUACUGGAAAGGAGGCUUCAAUCACAGUUUCGGAUCAAGGUUUGAAAAUUUCGGUUGAGAAUGCAUCAAAAUCGUGCCAGGCCCAUUUGUUUUUGAACGAGACUCUAUUCUCUGUUUAUAAAUUCCGUCCAGAUCUUUACAAUGAAUUAGAGACUAAUGAUAAUAUCAAUGCUGGUGACGCAACUCCAUUGGUAGCUACAUUCAAUAUCUCACUUCGUGCCCUGACUGGAUGCCUCCAGAUAUUUGCAGACUCCACUGAUAAAACGACCAAUAGUACAAACACGGCCAAUUCUGCCGGAGGCAGAGACUUUUCACAAAGGGAACGACAGAGAGCUAAUGGCAAUGUUGGUGGCAAUGGUAAAUUAAAUGAGAUUUCUGUCAGUAACCAGUGCCUUUUCGUGUAUAGGGGUCCUGGCUAUCCAUUUAUGAUUUAUUUCACUCAAGGUUUAAAUGCCGCGGUAACGACAAAAUGUGAACUUGCCACAUAUGACCGUAAUGGAUCUUUUGACAAUCCCGAAAAAACAGAAAUGGAAAAUGACUACGACGACGAAUCUCAAGAUGCUAUUACUAUUGAUCCUAAUUCGAUAGUUCAGAAAGUUAUACUUAAAGGAAAUGUCAUGGAAGACGCCCUGAAAGAAUUAGACGCUAUCAAUACCUCGAUUAUAACGAUUAGAGCUUCUGCUAAAACUGCUCCUCAUUUUACAUUUAUUAGUGAGGGCGAGCUUGGUAAGUCAGAAUACUCAUUCCCCAACGAAGGAAAGAUUUUAGAAGUGUUUCUAGUAGCUCCUCCUGGCCAAUUAUACAAUGGAGACAUUGAUUCAGUGAUGGAUAGAGAUGAUUACGAUACAACGCCAGACUGGGUAGUUGUCAAUAGUUAUGCAUUUGCCACAUUCAAUCUUAUCCGCGAGACGGUGUUUUUGGCCAAUAGAAUCAAUAUUCGAUGCGAUGCGCUUGGUGUUAUGUCAAUUCAGUCUUUGUGUGAAGGAGAACCUGGCUGCCAGAGUUAUAUUGAUUUUAGAUUCCUGCCAAGUGAAGAGUAA